This is a messenger RNA of Cydia splendana, 1484 nucleotides long. RefSeq names its product ATP synthase subunit a-like. The record is from RefSeq and is a predicted model, not a curated record. Lineage: Eukaryota; Metazoa; Arthropoda; Insecta; Lepidoptera; Tortricidae. The transcript has a single exon. Gene Ontology annotation, molecular function: proton-transporting ATP synthase activity, rotational mechanism. Gene Ontology annotation, biological process: proton motive force-driven ATP synthesis.
AUGAUAAAUAACUUAUUUUCAAUUUUUGAUCCAACAACUAAUUUAUUUAACUUAUCAAUUAACUGAAUCAGAACAUUAAUUGGUUUAAUAUUUAUUCCCUAUUCAUUUUGAUUAAUUCCUAAUCGAUUUAUAGUUUUAUGAAAUACAAUUUUAAACACAUUACAUAAAGAAUUUAAAACACUAUUAGGCACUAAUGGAUUAAAUGGAUCAACCUUUAUUUUUAUUUCAAUAUUUUCAUUUGUUUUAUUUAAUAAUUUUUUAGGUUUAUUCCCCUAUAUUUUUACAAGUACUAGCCACUUAACCCUUUCACUAUCUAUUUCUUUACCUCUAUGAUUAAGAUUUAUAUUCUACGGAUGAAUUAAUAACUCCCAACACAUAUUCGCCCACAUAAUCCCCCAGGGUACCCCUGGUAUUUUAAUACCUUUUAUAGUUCUAAUUGAAACUAUUAGUAACAUUAUUCGACCCGGAACUUUAGCUGUUCGAUUAACAGCAAAUAUAAUUGCAGGCCAUCUUCUUAUAACUUUAUUAAGAGGUACUGGACCAAAUAUAGCUUCUUACUUUAUUAUUCUAUUAGUAAUAAUUCAAAUUUUAUUAAUAAUUUUAGAAUCGGCUGUUGCUAUUAUUCAAUCAUAUGUAAUUUCAAUUUUAAGAAAUCUUUAUGCUAGUGAAGUUAAUUAAAUAAUUAAUAACUAAUGACAAUACAUCACAAUCACCCAUAUCAUUUAGUAGAUUAUAGACCAUGACCUCUAACUGGAGCUAUUGGAGUUUUAACCUUGGUAACAGGAAUAGUAAAAUGAUUUCAUAAUUUUAAUAUAAAUUUAUUAAUUUUAGGAUAUAUUAUUACAAUUUUAACAAUAUAUCAAUGAUGACGAGACAUUUGUCGAGAAGGUACUAUACAAGGUAAACACACAAUUUUAGUCUCUAAAGGACUUCGAUGAGGAAUAAUUUUAUUUAUUAUUUCAGAAGUCUUUUUUUUCAUUUCAUUUUUUUGAGCAUUUUUUCAUAGAAGUUUAUCCCCAAAUAUUGAAAUCGGAAUAAUAUGACCUCCUAUAAGAAUUAUACCUUUUAACCCAUUUCAAAUCCCCUUAUUAAAUACUAUUAUUUUAAUUACUUCAGGAAUUACAGUAACUUGAGCACAUCAUGCUUUAAUAGAAAAUAACUUUACACAAACUACACAAGGUCUUUUUAUUACAGUCAUAUUAGGUAUUUACUUCACUAUUCUUCAAGCUUAUGAAUAUAUUGAAGCACCUUUUACCAUUGCAGAUAGAAUUUAUGGAUCAACUUUUUUUAUGGCUACAGGAUUCCACGGUCUUCAUGUAAUAAUUGGAACAAUUUUUUUAUUUAUCUGUUUAAUACGACACAUAAAUAACCAUUUCUCAAGUAAUCAUCACUUUGGAUUUGAAGCUGCUGCUUGAUAUUGACAUUUUGUAGAUGUAGUAUGAUUAUUCCUUUAUAUCUCUAUUUAUUGAUGAGGAAAUUAACUA